AUGACGAACCGGCGCCGACCACUUGACAAUGACUUGGACGUUUCUCUUGUUGAUGUUUCUCGCUCCCAGGAGCGCAUGGAAGUGCGCAUGCAUAAGCUUGCACAUGGGGGUGACUACCCCGGCCGUGAGGACGACGAAGCUGCCAUUCUUGCGUACUGCAGGAUAUGGAAGGCUUCUGCACUGCCGGGCACGGGGCGACAGGCGACAGGUGAGCCGGUGGGGGCCUCGCCAGGCGCACAGGGUGCGUCUCUGGCGACGGCGGUCUCACAGGGUGCGCCACAGGGGCCGACCAUGCGAGAGGUCGGUUCACAUGUGGCUGCUCCUACGGCCCUGCAACAUCAAGAACCCGUAGCCACGCCAGUUUCUGCCGCGCCCUGCGCGAAGGGCUCUACCGCGGUCCGGGCGGUUGCAAAACCAGCCCAAGAGGCCGCCAUGAUUACCGACGACGACGACUUGCCAGACGCAAAUCUUGCGGAGGCCAUUGCUGACGCUGACAGACCCUCCGACACUGCUCGGCCGCGGAAGAAGGCCACUAAGGCCUCCCGCGCCGCCGCUGCCACUGCGGCCCAGGCGGUCGAGACGACGGUGUGCGCGAGGGAGCAGAGGUCCUCCUCUGGGCCUGCUGCUGCGCGCCACCCUGAUGAGGACGGUUUUGUUACCCCUGCCAGGCGGCACACGGCAAGGGCGGCUGUCCUACAGCCUGCGCUGCCGCUGCCGACCGCCAACGCCUUUCAGGACGCGCCUGAUGAUGUCUCUGACGACGCCGGGGUGCCACGCCGGCCUGCUGCGUCGCGCCCCCCGCCGAUUGUCGUCCAAUGGGACGGCCCUUAUCGGCUGUUCGAGCAGAAGAUCGCCAGGGUGGCGCCAACUGCCAGCGUGCAGCCUGGCACCAGCUUCGCUGAUGCCGCCAAGGGGGGGGCGCCCGCCCCCUCUACUCAGCGGCCUGCUGCCUCUGAUGGCGCUGCGCUGCAGCAGCCUGCCCCGUCAGAUGUGGCUGCUCCCCCUGCACCCGCGCCUUCCGCACCGGCUGCUUCCCCCCGCCGGCGCCGCCGACGGCCGCGGCGCACCGCCCCUGCGGCGGAACGUCCGGCCACUGCUGCCCCGCGACAGCGGCCUGCCCCUCGGGCUGUGUCGCUGCAAACAUCACCUCCUGCGGUCCCACCGCAGCCUGCUGUUCCUGCCUUGGAGGCCGCCCCAGAGGUCCCCACGGCCCCUGAUGCAGCUGAGCUCCGCACGCUUUUGCGUUCGUUGAGCCAGCUGCUCGAGCAGCUGCCGGUGUUAGUCACUGCCGUCACGUCCGCCCUCCAGGCCGGCGUUGUUCCUGCGGACCGCCAUGGAAAAUGA
Schistocerca serialis cubense is the source of this 1344-nucleotide messenger RNA. Its product is annotated as nascent polypeptide-associated complex subunit alpha, muscle-specific form-like. The record is from RefSeq and is a predicted model, not a curated record. The transcript is spliced from 3 exons. Bases 1 to 1344 code for a protein of 447 amino acids. NCBI's taxonomy places the organism in Eukaryota, Metazoa, Arthropoda, Insecta, Orthoptera, Acrididae.